AUGACAACAGUCGAAUACCUGCUUACAUUGAAGCAAGGGACAGGAGACACUCAUCCCACAGUCAACUAUAAUUUCACUAAGGACGUAGCCGUUGGUCUACUACCCUUGAUAGCCUUUGGUCUAAUCAAGCGAUUCCUACGUAGCUAUCAGACAGGAGACACUCAUCCCACAGUCAACUAUAAUUUCACUAAGGACGUAGCCGUUGGUCUACUACCCUUGAUAGCCUUUGGUCUAAUCAAGCGAUUCCUACGUAGCUAUCAGACAGGAGACACUCAUCCCACAGUCAACUAUAAUUUCACUAAGGACGUAGCCGUUGGUCUACUACCCUUGAUAGCCUUUGGUCUAAUCAAGCGAUUCCUACGUAGCUAUCAGACAGGAGACACUCAUCCCACAGUCAACUAUAAUUUCACUAAGGACGUAGCCGUUGGUCUACUACCCUUGAUAGCCUUUGGUCUAAUCAAGCGAUUCCUACGUAGCUAUCAGUAUCUACGCUACUUUUAUAAUCUUAAGACAGGAGACACUCAUCCCACAGUCAACUAUAAUUUCACUAAGGACGUAGCCUUUGGUCUACUACCCUUGAUAGCCUUUGGUCUAAUCAAGCGAUUCCUACAAUACUACUGA
Messenger RNA from Mucor mucedo, 621 nucleotides. RefSeq lists its product as uncharacterized. Lineage: Eukaryota; Fungi; Mucoromycota; Mucoromycetes; Mucorales; Mucoraceae. The coding region runs from base 1 to 621 and encodes 206 amino acids. The record is from RefSeq and is a predicted model, not a curated record. The transcript is spliced from 6 exons.